Messenger RNA from Scaptodrosophila lebanonensis, 849 nucleotides. RefSeq names its product transcription initiation factor TFIID subunit 9-like. Lineage: Eukaryota; Metazoa; Arthropoda; Insecta; Diptera; Drosophilidae. Gene Ontology annotation, cellular component: transcription factor TFIID complex; SAGA complex. Gene Ontology annotation, molecular function: RNA polymerase II general transcription initiation factor activity; transcription coactivator activity; protein heterodimerization activity. The coding region runs from base 97 to 849 and encodes 250 amino acids. The record is from RefSeq and is a predicted model, not a curated record. Gene Ontology annotation, biological process: RNA polymerase II preinitiation complex assembly; DNA-templated transcription initiation. The transcript has 2 exons.
ACCACAUAAGUAUCGAUACGAAGUGUAAUUGCAGCGGCAGCGCAGAAUUCGUAAUUUGACAAAUUACCAAAGAAAAUAAGAUCCAAGCAAGCAAAUAUGGCUGAAAAAAACAAUGUUGAGGCUCAAAAUGUACAAAAGGACGAAAUGAUUAUAAAGAAUAUGUUGAAGGAACAGAACGUGAUGGAGUACGAGCCACAUGUUGUCACUCAAAUGCUAGAGUUCGCGUACGGCUAUUUGACUGAAAUAUUGAGUGAUGCCAAGGCCUAUUCGGUACAUGCUUCCAAAACUACCAUCGAUUUAGACGACAUGAAGUUGGCCAUUAACAUAAUGAUGGACAAGAGCUUUACAGAGCCGUCACCGCGUCACGUAUUAGUUGAAACUACUAGACAGUUCAAUGUGGAAAUUCUGCCCAUCCCGAAGCCCCAGUUUGGCUUGCGUUUGCCACCACUUCAUCACUGCCAGGUCGGCCCCAACUUCAAUUUGCGGCCUACAGAUCCAAGGCCAACGCCAAAUAAAAAUAUUGUUGUAAAUAAACCACCGCCGCUGGCUCUUCGCAAAGACUGCACGGUUUUUCUCAAACCACAGGCGCCUAGGAAACCGUUGGUCGCUAAGAAAGUGGAAAGUGGUAACAAUGGUUCUAGGAAUAUGGAGUUGGCUAGGACACCGGUCACCAGCGCUAUGUCAAUGCAGGUGGCCAAGAAACCGGUCAUCAACAUUCCGAAAAGUCAGGUGGCCAGGAAGCUGACCAUCGACGUAAGCCAAAUGCAGGCGGCCAGGGCAGCGAUCAUGCAAGUUCCCAGAACAUAUCGCGACGCACCCAAAAAACGCAAAAACCAAAAGGAUCAGUGA